Molecule: messenger RNA, 3242 nt
Organism: Triplophysa dalaica
Lineage: Eukaryota; Metazoa; Chordata; Actinopteri; Cypriniformes; Nemacheilidae
Gene: phf24
Product: PHD finger protein 24
Exons: 8
Coding region: 387-1625 (412 amino acids)
Molecular function (GO): calcium ion binding
Source: RefSeq, a predicted model, not a curated record
CCUGCCAAUCUAGUAGUCAGACGAAGCUGCAGACAACUUUACACACGAUUCUUUUCAUUUACACGAGUUUAGGACGAGCAAAGUAACACUUUUCAUAGCUAGCCUGAGGAAUUCAGCACUGGAGCUGUCCAGGGUUCUGCGCCUUGAUGCGAGACGCCCCAUUGCGCUCGCGCUUCAUUAAACCACAUUGUUUUUCUUGGGUAGCGGAACAUUUGCUUGUCGAGGUUACACAUGACACUAGGCUGUGGUGUACUGACCGCCACGAUCUGAGACGCAUACACUUCAUUGACGAAAGCGAAGCCUUGAAAUGAGUGUUUGCAGUGCGUAAGAGGAGCAAAAGAAAACGAGUCCCAAGUCCCGGUGCGCCGUCCGAUUUCAUCCCAGUCAUGGGUGUGCUGAUGUCCAAGAAACAGCAGGUAGAGAAGGUGCAGAAGUGCAGCAUUGUGGUGUCCGCCUUCAAAGAGGGGUUGAAGGAUCGGCCGACUGUAGACCAGGCCGAAGACGUUGUGACCGAGAAUGGAGAUGGAUCUGCCGAGGGAUCAAACCAAACUAACACAGAUCACGCUGAACAUAAAGAGAAGGACAACAAGCAGGGGUCUUUACCUUCUCAGCAGGCCUCUGCCCUGCUCAGAGAGGAAAAUAAGGCCAAUAAGGAGGCUUGGGGGCGUCUACGAGAUGGGAAGGGGGUGGAGCCAGAGGAUCUAAAGAAGUCACAUCAACUCACUCCUCCGGCGUUCGUGCGGCCGAAGAGAGAUGUCAACGACGACAAGCCGGUGGAUGUGCCACUUGGGCAAAGAGAGCAGCCUGUCAAUGACGAGAUGUGCGAUGUGUGUGAAGUUUGGACGGCGGACGAUCUCUUCCCCUGCCGGAUGUGUACGCGGGUUUUCCACGACGGCUGUCUGCGGGAAAUGGGCUACCUGAGCACAGAAGCCCUGCAGGAGAUGAGAGAAACUGCCCACACUACCACCGGCUGGAGUUGCUAUUACUGCGAUAAUGUGAACUUGCUGCUCACAGAAGAAGAAAUGUACAGUCUAAUGGAGACCUUCAAGCAGUGCAAGAUCAUUCCAGAAUCGUGCUUGGUAUCGGAUGAACUUCUGCAGUACAGGCACUUUGUGACCAAGCAGCUUUUUGACAGAGACUUGACCGAUGAGGAGGAAGAGGAGGUGCUGGCCCAGUUCGCAGCUCUGGAUCCGGAGAAGAAGGGCCAGAUUGAGUGGUCUGAUUUCCUUUACCACGAGACACUUUCUGUCCUGCAGAAAUUCCGCACUGAGCACUCUCUGGUAAGAAUUCUCACGGCGAAGGAGAGGGACCGGGCUCGAGCUGUGUUUCAGAGUCUAGACCAGGACAAAGAUGGAAUCAUCACUGUCGGAGAAGCCAAGCGGGCACAAACCUCCUGGUUCUACAAGAUUAACAAAGAGUCACAGUCCUGCAAUGUCAGUAUCAGUCAUGUAGGUCCAAUAUCUGAAAGCAGUCCAGCCAGCUCCAGCAGUGAGAGAAGCAGAGAUAAAGCCAUGGAAAAUGACAACAGACCAGCUACCUGGGACAACUUCAUGAGAGACAGUGCUAUCUACAUCCUGGCCGCCAGGCCCAACAGCUCAGCCAUGCACAUCCAUCUGCCUCUCUAACCACUGGCCCAUUGCCUGUGAUUUCCAGACGGGCUAGAGGGAACUUCCUAGGUCCAGUUUGAAGAGAAACAGGUGCUGAGAACAAAACUCCCGACACCACAAGAGUCAAAUCAAAAAGAAGACGGCAACACACUCCAAGAACGUAUAAGCCAUGAACAGAUUCUUCCUCAAAUACUCGAUCUAUCUACAUAUCGAUAGAACAGUCGCUCUAGAACCAUAGCACAUCUGUCGCCAGAAUUAAGGUUUUAGACACUGUGUGCUUGUGUUUUUGUGACCAGCUGUUCUGAUGAGAAACACUGCAGUUAAAAAAGAAGGAAAAAAACACUGUUAACAGUAAAAUGCACCACAGCACUGGUGUUUGCUUCUAGUGUCUUUGGCCUUGUUGUAUAGUAUUUUAAUUGUGGCUCUAGCCAAUCAGCUUGCAGGAUCCGAUGUAAGAUCAGCAGUUGCAUCAUUACGUUUUACAAUUCAUAGUCAGAGAGAGAGAUGCUAUAUAUAAACUAUAUAUACGUAUACAUUAUACAAUAUACAGUAUAUAUAAAUAUAUAUUGUAUGUGUAUUUAUUCCCAUAUCUUCAAGGACGGAUUAUGGUCUGGGCCAAUGGGGGCAAGCAACUUGACCCGAGGAGGUUAAUAAAUGUCAUCUGAAAUUAAAAAUGUUUGUGAGAGAAAUUGAUUCAUAGAAACGUAAUACAGCCACCCCAUAAGGGCCGGGUUAAAUAUGGGGUGUGACAAUGUCAUUGGUUCUUGUGUGUCCUUUGAACUAUCCUCAUAUAUGUAUUCUGCCAUAAUGCAUAUGCUGAUUCGACUUACCGCUAUCUUUGCAUAUUUGGGAAGAAGAACUUGUUCGUUUCUGCAAUAUUAUAUUUGAAGUUUUUAAACUGCUCAUUCUUUGUUUUCAAGUAUAUUUAUUUUGAUUUAAUUCUACAACGACGAGAAAAUGAAUCAAAUUUGUUUUUAGUUGUAUCAUGCAUUUUAAUAGCAACAGUGUAAUGUAAAAAUUAUGUUAUAAAACAGUAUCUGUCGUGAGAAGGCCUAGUAUGACCAUAAUGCUUCCUUGCGUAUUUUAGAAAAUAACUGUUUUAUUUGUUGUUUCUUCAUCUGAUUUAUUUAAUACCUUAUUUUAUUUUUCUCCAGGGUCUGUAAAACCAUGUUACUCCCGUAAAUGUGGUAUUUCCCAGUGGUUACCUUAUAGCUGAUGCACAUGUACAAUCUUCCAAAUAUCUCCAAUGCUAAUUAAAAAGCAACAAUUUGUUGAUAAUCAGGUUUAGAACUUGCUGCCUAUAUGAUGACUCAGAGAUUUCUUUCUUCCUAACAUCCUUUCUUUCUUACACAUAGUUUUGAUCCACAAUGAAUUUGUUCUUAGUUGUGGUGCAGAGGAAAAAACGUCUAAUAUCUAAACCUUUUUAUUGUUACACAUAAACAUGUACACUCCUGUUAAAGUGGCGAGUUACACUCAGUUGCGUAUAUCAAACUGUAUUAUGGGUAUGAAGCAUCAUAACAGUGUUUAUAUGAUCAUAUUUACUGUAUUUGCUAAUGGACGGUAGAUGAUGGAUUGAUCAAGGCAUUUAUUUCAAGGGACUGUGCAAUACUCCGGGUUUUGCUGGUAAUGCUGAAA